UGUCAUCAUGUCGUCCACGAACGGAGUUGGUAAUGGAACGAUCUACAUGCUGCAAGCGUUGGUGCUUCUUUGGACGAUAACGGUAGUGUCGGCCAAUAAGCGAUACUGUGGUGCGGAGCUGGUGAAGGUUCUCUCCUUCCUGUGUGACGAGUUCCCUGAUCUACAUACCUCGAGCAAGAAGGCCGUCGAUACCUUCAUGAAGUCGGACAUGAACAACGACGAGUGGAUGAACACGGACGAUGCCACACAGCAACAGCAGCAGCAGCAGCAGAUGAUACUGGACCAGCAGCUGCAAUCGGUCGGCAUGAUGGACGAUCGUGCCACCGUACCGGCCUGGAUGACCAUGGUUUACCCAUCGAACUAUAUGUACCGCCAUGGAGCAGGACACAACGACCUGAUACCGGCACGAUUCCGCAAGAGUCGCGGAGGAAUCGUAGAGGAGUGCUGUUUGCGACCGUGCGGUAUGAGCCAGCUGCUGCAGUACUGCAAAAAAGUUAGCGCGUUCUAAGUCACUCGAAUC
Molecule: messenger RNA, 520 nt
Organism: Anopheles maculipalpis
Lineage: Eukaryota; Metazoa; Arthropoda; Insecta; Diptera; Culicidae
Product: probable insulin-like peptide 2
Exons: 2
Coding region: 8-508 (166 amino acids)
Cellular component (GO): extracellular region
Molecular function (GO): hormone activity
Source: RefSeq, a predicted model, not a curated record